GGUCGUAUUGUCGUAACACAGACGACAGAAAGUUCCUUCAGCAUGGUUGUCUCAUGGUAAUUUAUAGUUGUGGAUCGCUCUACAGUCAUAUUUGCGUUUAACGCUUUUAAGUUAAUAUAUUCUUAAAGAUUUAUAUAUAUUUUCCAUAUACGUUUACUAUUGUCCGCGCUAACAUGCAUGUCGUAUAUCUGCGUUGAUUAUAGAAAGCGACAAAAUAACAUGUGAACAGAUAACGUUAGUUGUAUUUAUUAGAGCCAGUACGUGCUCAUUAUAAUAACAGUAAAGCUGAACGACACCCUGGUGUUUUAUCACUCAGGUUACCUAGAUAAAACCUAACAAUGUCUAAAGCUAAGCCGAAUAAACAUGCUGCUAGUGUUCAGACUAAUGGUCAAGCAGAGCAUGCUAAGAAGAAAAAGAAACCUGACAAGAAAAAGACGUUCUUCUACCACACGAAAUCUGCUGUAAAUAAGGAAAAAACAAAACCAAAAACUGUGAAGCGAAACAUUAUGCCCCCAACAGAAGUUCAAGAAUAUUCCUGCAACUGGAAGAGCUUACUGCAGACUCUCACUCCAAAUCCUGCAAAGAAGGAUGAGGGCACAAAACAGACGAAAGAUGCAAGUUUUAAAGGAAAUCAGCUUCAGAAGACGCAGUCAGUUUCCAAAGACUCUCGUAAACCAGAUAAACUCUUCAAAAAACCCCCACAGACUGUCAAACCGACUUCUGAGAGUUCUGGAAGAGCAGAGAAAGAUGGAGAUCAACAGAAUGGAAAAUACUCUGCUGGACACAAACAAUUUAAAGCAGAGAAGAGGAAAACAAAGGAUGAAAAAGAGAAACCAUUGAGCAAAAAGAAGAAAGUCGAGGAGGUUGAAAAGAAACCUACCGCAGAGUCUGAUAUCUGGUUUGAUGACGUGGACCCUGACGACAUCGAGUCCGCCGUGGGGGUCGAGGCCGCAGACAUCGUACGAAAGCGGAACGGGAUUCUGAAGUGCAAUGCAAAAACCACGGAGGAAUCGCUGGUGAAAGAGCAUGCGUUUGAGGGGUUGACUCGCGCUGUGGCUAUGGACUGUGAGAUGGUGGGGGUCGGAUGUGACGGGGAGGACAGCAUUCUAGCACGCGUCUCGAUCGUCAACCACUUUGGGAAGUGCAUCUAUGAUAAAUACGUCAAACCCACGGAAAAGGUUACGGACUACCGGACGGCCGUUAGCGGUAUCAGACGGGCGGACAUUGAAAACGGUGAGGACAUCAAGACAGUUCAGGAGGAAGUGGCUCAGAUUCUGGAAGGAAGAAUUUUAGUGGGACACGCCAUUCACAAUGACUUAAAGAUUUUGUUGUUGGGCCAUCCCAAGAAAAUGAUCAGAGACACACAGAAAUACAAACCAUUUAGGCAGAAAGUAAAGUCCGGGUGUCCUGCAUUGCGGGUUUUAUGCAAAGAGAUUCUCAAUGUUAAAGUCCAGCAGGGCGAACACUCAUCCGUUCAGGACGCUCAGGCCACCAUGAGAUUGUACACUAUGGUGAAGAAGCAGUGGGAGGCGGAGCUUAAAGCCGCGCGGGCGGGAAAAUAUAAGAAAAGUCCACGAAAACCCAAAGCUCCUAAAGAACACAGCAAAUGAACUCAGAUCGCCAAUAAAAACUCUUCUCUGUCGUCGCAAAUCACAACAGACUGAAGCGGUACAUCGAUCGGUGACAUGGAUCGUUCUGGAGUUACACAAUCUCGUCAGUUAUGUAAUGAUGAACUAUUUAAUUAACUGUCUCUACUGGUUAACUGUUUCUUGAUUUCAAGUCUGAACUUCUUAUUUGAGGAAUCAGACAGUCAAACCGGUCAGAUUUUCAGGUUAAAUGUGUGACUGUACUAUCAAGCCUGUUUAACACCAAGUAAUGUAGUUUUUCAUCCUGUAUAAAAUUUCAGUUUUCAGUUUGAACACUUAUUAAAGUCCUGCAACUGGAUGUGUUGUGCUGAUGUAUUCUGGGAAAUCACGUGCUGGGGUGUUCAAAGAGUCAGUUUUACUUUGCAAACAUUGAGUACAUCUAUAAUAAUGACAUUAAACUUGCUAAUUGGUAAUCUUACAAGUAAUAAUUACACUGGUGGUCAAAAUGUUUGUCAUAUGCCUUUUUAUAUGUUUGAAAGAACUGAAAAUACAGGAAAAACAGUAACAUUGUGUAAUAUUACAAUUUAAAAGAACUGUUUUCUAAUUGAAUAUUCCUGCAUCAUUCCUCCCACCAUUGUUGGAGAAGGUUACUUUUAAAAGCAAUUCAUUACAAUAUUGGGUUACUCCCCAAAAAAGGCAAUUAUUGUCUUAGUUACUUUUUUGUGAAAAGUAAUGCUUUCAAAAAACAUUACUUUUGUGUAACUUUUUUUCACCUGGGCUCAUUAAAAAGUUAAUACGCUGUAAAAUCGUUUCUGUACAGUAGAGGGUGCAUUUCCUACAAACCUUUCAGCUGUGCUGCUGUUCUGGAUUCAACAUUCAUACUUCUACAAUAAAAAACAGAACAAUUUAACCAAUGUGAAGUAUUUGUUUCAUAUUGGUGUGGUUGAAUUGGGUCAUCAAAGGUCAUUGGUUAAUAAAGUGAGAUUAAA
Messenger RNA from Pimephales promelas (fathead minnow), 2575 nucleotides. It is a transcript of the gene rexo4, whose product is annotated as RNA exonuclease 4. Lineage: Eukaryota; Metazoa; Chordata; Actinopteri; Cypriniformes; Leuciscidae. Gene Ontology annotation, biological process: DNA catabolic process; rRNA processing. Gene Ontology annotation, molecular function: 3'-5' exonuclease activity; nucleic acid binding. The record is from RefSeq and is a predicted model, not a curated record. Gene Ontology annotation, cellular component: nucleus.